CCAUGGCCGAGGGCAGGAGCGGCAGCGCCGGGCUCUUCGCCAGGCAGGUCCAGAAGCGCUUCAGCCGCGCCCAGGAGAAGGUUUUGCAAAAAUUGGGCAAAACGGUGGAAACCAAAGACGAGCAGUUCGAGCAGAGCGCCUACAACUUCCAGCUGCAGCAGAAUGAGGGGCACAAACUCUACAAGGACCUCAAGGGGUUCGUGGGAGCCGUGAGAGUGAUGCACGAGAGCUCCCGCAAAGUGGCCGAGACGCUGCAGGAGAUUUACAGCCCCGAGUGGGACGGGCACGGGGAGCUCCGAGCCAUCGCCGAGAGCAAUGACCUCCUGUGGGAUGACUACGAGGCGAAGCUGAACGACCAAGCCCUGCGGCUCAUGGAGAAUUACCUGGCUCAGUUCGGGGACUUUAAGGUGCCCCCCCUGCGCUACCCCUCCGGUGUCCCCUCCGUGGGACAUCCUGGGACACCCCCAGACCCCUCCGGUGUCCCCUCCGUGGGACAUCCUGGGACACCCCCAGACCCCUCCGGUGUCCCCCGCAGCCGCAUCGCCUGUUACGUCACCGUUUUCCAGAACAUCUCCAACCUCCGCGACGUCUUCUACAAGGAGAUGAGCAAGCUCAACCGGGACCUGUACGAGGUGAUGAGCAAACUGGAGAAGCAGCACUCGAGCAAGGUGUUCAUCAUCAAAGGUGUCCCCAGGAUGGAGGCUCCGGACCCAAAGUCCUGGGGCGGGCGGGCUCUGCCGAAGAUGGCUGAAGGUGGUUUUUGGGGGAGGGCUGGGGAAUUGAUCGGGGUCCUGCUGGAUGGGGGGAAUCACGAGGUGCCGGCGUCACCCCCGUGUCUCUCCCAGGGCUGUUCCGCGACACCGGAGCAGGACACGAGCCGGGACCCCUCAGGUGCUGCAGACCCCUCCCAGGAUCCCCCCGAGUCCCUCAGCGCCCUGUGACCCCACGGGAAAUGCGGCGUCUUCCCCAAAUUUAUUCCCCAGAAUGCAUUUCCCAGCCCCUAUCCCCCCAGAAAUAAAGUUAAA
Messenger RNA from Ficedula albicollis (Collared flycatcher), 1025 nucleotides. It is a transcript of the gene BIN2, whose product is annotated as bridging integrator 2. The record is from RefSeq and is a predicted model, not a curated record. The transcript is spliced from 9 exons. Lineage: Eukaryota; Metazoa; Chordata; Aves; Passeriformes; Muscicapidae. Gene Ontology annotation, biological process: podosome assembly; plasma membrane tubulation; phagocytosis, engulfment. Gene Ontology annotation, molecular function: protein binding; phospholipid binding. Gene Ontology annotation, cellular component: cytoplasm; plasma membrane; podosome. Bases 3 to 941 code for a protein of 312 amino acids.